This is a messenger RNA of Naumovozyma dairenensis CBS 421, 2289 nucleotides long. RefSeq names its product ubiquitin-protein ligase TUL1 (gene TUL1). The record is from RefSeq and is a predicted model, not a curated record. The transcript has a single exon. NCBI's taxonomy places the organism in Eukaryota, Fungi, Ascomycota, Saccharomycetes, Saccharomycetales, Saccharomycetaceae. Gene Ontology annotation, molecular function: zinc ion binding. Bases 1 to 2289 code for a protein of 762 amino acids.
AUGGAGAUCAACGGAAACACCCUUGUGUUCCUGAUCCUGAUUCUUUUCUUAUUUUUCUCUUCUCCAGGUGGUGAUGGAGUGGCAUCCCAGUAUGAAUUCACUCAAUUAGAGAAACUGAGGAACCAGUUUACUACUGAAUAUGAAUCAUUUCAGAAUAUGACUUAUACUGAUAACUUCCGAAAUAUUACUGGAUUUAAACUUAGUUAUCAAGAUAUAAUAACGAAUCGAGAAAUUAAUGCAACCUACCCUAUAGAAAAUAAAGAUUACACUCAUUGGGCAAAUAAUCAGACAUAUCUAUUGUUACCCGAUCGUCUUAUUGACACCAUUAACACAAAGGUGUGGUCUACUCCGGGUGGUAGUCCGAAUAAUAUAUUUCCACCUAAUAUUACCACUUCAAUGACGGGCCAUAUUGAACUAGUUGCGAAUGAUGAAUAUACACCUAUUAGAAUGCCUGUUCCAAACUAUUUUGAGCCGCCAACUGACUUUGCAGAAAAUAAUCCACCUGGAGGUGAACAGUAUUACGACGAAUGGCCGAAUUAUGGCGAAUUACAUAAUGUCACUUUUCAAAAUGGUGAAUUAAAUAUACAGGUAACUCAUUUAGAUCAAGUACAUACUGAAUUGAACCAAAAUGCAAAAUAUAAAAAACGUUUCAAUUCGCAAGAUGGAAGAUGGAAGUUAUUGAACCUAAAAAUCGAAUUUUUCGAUAAACUGGAGAAGGAGAAGCAUGUGUCGAGUUCAAUUGCUGUAUAUGAUAUUAGAAGAGGUCGUAUUUUGGGGAUGUCUCAAAGUUCAAAGUUCCAUUCCUUAUUUGCAUUGCCACAUUAUAUGAAUCUUCGUAAUGAAGAAAAUAAUGAAAUUUUUUCAGAGGUUAAACUUUUGAUCAAGGAAUACUGGAAUACUUCAAAUUAUGUGGACACUUUGACAAUGUCAGAUUUAGAUCAGCUUUAUGAUAAUGCACUUACAAAAUGUGAAUACAUGGCAUUCCUACAAUUAGAACCUUGGAGUCAAUACACAAAAGACCAAAUCAAACAAAUUGACGAUGAACUAGAUUGGCCUAUUGGAAGACCAGUUAACAUAUCACAUAUACCGCCAGUAUCUAUCAAAUCUGGGUUAUUGUACUCACCUGAUUGUGGAGUCCAACUCCAAUUUAACGACGUUAAAGGGCCUAGAACCGAAUUGAAGGUAAGAACAAUCAGAAUACAUAUAAUAAUUGGUAUUUUGCUAUUUGCGGCCCAGAUUUAUCUAUUGCUUUGUCAAAUGCAGCAUACAAACACACCGUCAAGUAUUAAUAAAAUAUCAUUCUAUUCCUUCUCUAUGAUUAACCUUGUGGACGGAUCCUUGGCUACAUUAUAUUUCGUGGCGGCAAGCGUAUUACCGGAACUCUACUUGCCUCUUGUUUUAAGCUCAUUUUUGUCUUUUAUUUUAGCUUCCAUUUUCGAAACAAGGUAUAUGAUAUCAAUAUACGCAUCUCAAGUCAAUGAAGCCCACGUUGGUAUACUUACACUUUUGAGAGGCCACCUAAGAAAUGAAGAUGAUCAUGUCCCAAGAACAACUAUAGUUCCAGAUGAGGCAUCAAUCAGUGGACGUCUGUACGGUAGAUUUUUCUUUUCACUGAUCAUAUUCAUUUUUGUUGUAUCGAGUUCGACUUCCUGGCCUCGUAAGAUUAGAAUGAUUUUCGAAUAUAUUGCAAUUUUUGCAUUGAAUUCGUAUUGGGUCCCACAAAUAUUUAGAAAUACCAUUAAGGGGAUCGCAUCAAGGAGAGAUAGAAGGAGGAAUAAUAGUCCAACAAAUAGAAGACAAAACGAAAUGCCGUUAUUAUGGAGAUUUAUCCUUGGUACUACGGUAAUUAGAACUUUACCAAUCAUAUAUGUUUUUACUUACUCUGCCAAUAUAUUUAGGCAUCAUAGAGACGUUACCUUUGUUGUGGUUCUUUCCUUGUGGUUAAUUUUCCAAAUUGCAAUUUUAUAUUCACAAGAUAUUUUAGGGUCACGUUGGUUCUUGCCUCAACAUAGCAUUCCAGAAGGAUAUACCUAUUUCAAGCCUAUAUCUUUACAGCAUUCUAUCGAGCAUGGAGGUGGUUCUAAAGAUGAACCAUAUACAGUUGAUUGUGCGAUAUGUAUGUCUCCAGUUCCCGUGUAUAUCGAGGAGGUAGAAGGCACACAUAAGGUCGAUAUACAUUCAUACAUGGUAACUCCAUGUAAUCAUAUUUUCCAUACAGAAUGUUUGGAGAAUUGGAUGGGUUAUAAAUUACAAUGUCCUGUUUGUAGAAGUUCAUUACCUCCUUUAUAA